Molecule: messenger RNA, 1692 nt
Organism: Chironomus riparius
Lineage: Eukaryota; Metazoa; Arthropoda; Insecta; Diptera; Chironomidae
Source: the annotation of a GenBank genome assembly
CGGACAUCUGAAGGAUUAAGUUUAGUUUUCUAAGUACAAGAAGUUUAAAGUGAACAUAAAGCAAAAUAAAACUUAGAAAAUUUAAUUCUAGCUGAAGCUAAAAAAAAGUCAAAUUAUUAAGUUUUGUUAAAAUUUUUUUCAACAAUUUAAAGUUUAUUUUUAAAGAAAAGAAUUUGCAAUGCCGCCAAACAACUUUUUGGUACCUGCGUCAACGGCAAAGUCAACUGAUGAUGGUGGAAGCUCGAAUGAUGAGCAAACGCAUGAAGUCAACACACGCUUACUAAAUAGAAAAAGCAAAAAUGUUUUGAAUGCUAAUGAGAAGAUGAAGCGAUUGGAAGUGAUCGAAAAAGUUCAGCAAGUUGAAGUUGUUGAAGAGACAAAGGUAGAGGAAGUUGAGGAAGAAUUUAAAGUCGAGUAUGUCUGGGUCAAUAUUAUUGGAUUUAUUGUAUUGCAUUAUUGGUGCUUUCGCGGAAUUCUAGAGAUUGGAUUUAAUACAAUAACAUUAUUUCAUUACUCAUUUGGAAUCAUCAGCGGUUUCGGAAUUACAGCUGGUGCACAUCGACUAUGGGCUCAUGGUGCCUUCAAAGCUAAUAUCCCAUUAAAAAUCCUCCUUGCAUUCUGUCAGACAGUCGCAUUCCAAAACAGCAUCUACGAGUGGUCAAGAGAUCAUCGAUCACAUCAUAAAUUUACAGACACAAAUGCAGAUCCACACAGUGCAUCGAGAGGAUUCUUCUUUGCUCACAUGGGAUGGCUGAUGUGCAAGAAGCAUCCUGAUGUUAUUAAGUUCGGACGAAAGAUUGACAUGAGUGACUUGGAACGUGAUCCAGUCUGUGCAUUUCAGAAGAAGUACUACUGGGUGCUGAUGCCAAUUUGCAACUUAGUCAUUCCAAUUUCACUUUCAAUGUACAUCUUUGGCACUACUUUUGCAGUGUCAUUCUACCUUAAUGCAUGGCGAUAUGUUUUAGCGCUUCAUUGUACGUGGCUGGUGAAUUCAUAUGCUCAUUUUUAUGGCACUAAACCGUUUGACAAAAACAUCAAGCCAACUGAUUCUUACACUGUGGCAUUGCUCGCUUUUGGCGAAGGAUGGCACAACUAUCAUCACGUGUUUCCAUAUGAUUACAAAACAUCUGAUCAUAACAAAUAUUGGUGCAAUUUUACUACAGCAUUGCUUGAUUUCAUGGCCUGGAUCGGUUGGGCCACUGAUCUUAAAAUGAUUGAUCCAAAUUUAGUCAGUAAACGUGCACUCCGCACAGGUGAUGGAAGUCACAUAAGCAGUAGAAUCUACCUCAACAAUAAUUAUGAAGAUUGUAGGACAUAUGAGACAGUCGAGCAUAUAUGGGGUUGGCAGGAUGAGAAAGUUUGUGACGAGGAGAAGCAAGUUGUGAAAAUCAUCAACAGUACAGAGUCUAGUCUAUAAAAUUUUUGUAGAAAUAUCUUUAAAUAAUCACAAAAAACUUAACUUAAUUAUUAUUAUCAAUCAUCAUUGUAAGAUAUCAAGGGAAAUAACUUAACUUGAGGGAGAACCAAUGGAAUAUUUAAUAUCAGUAUCUGAAGAAUACGUUAAAGUAUCAUAUUUAAUUAAUUACUUAAUCUGAUGAUUAUGAUGGAUCUUAAUUGGAUAAUAUAGAAAUUAAACUGGUGAAUAAGUUAAAUUUAAGAUGUUAUGAAAUAUAAGAAUAUUAUUUAAAAGAA